Messenger RNA from Contarinia nasturtii (swede midge), 2631 nucleotides. Its product is annotated as MFS-type transporter SLC18B1-like. The transcript has 11 exons. Gene Ontology annotation, biological process: transmembrane transport. The record is from RefSeq and is a predicted model, not a curated record. NCBI's taxonomy places the organism in Eukaryota, Metazoa, Arthropoda, Insecta, Diptera, Cecidomyiidae. Gene Ontology annotation, molecular function: transmembrane transporter activity. The coding region runs from base 878 to 2395 and encodes 505 amino acids.
AAUGAGCUGUGCAUGUAUGUUUGUUUAUUGUAAUAAUUGUGAAUUCGGUCCCUGUAUACCCUUAGAAAUUCAUCUGAAGAGAUUCAGUUGUAAAAUUGCUAGUCUUUGGGACAGAUGUCUUUUAAUCAAAGUAAAAGUGAACGGGAAACCAAUAACAAAGUGAAGAAUAGACAAAGUGUCGCUUCUACCACACAAUAUUGACUAACAAAGUUGUAUUCUCGUGAAUAAAAAUCGAUGUCAAUCACAUUUUUUAGCGAUUAAAUUUUGAAGUUCAGCUCUUUUAAUUUCCAAGUGAAGGACAACUCAUUUUGCUGUUUGACAGAUAAUUCGGUGUCAUAAUAAAUACGAUUUUGUUUCAACACAAGUGACAGUGAACAAAGUCAAUUCAAGCCUGAUCUCAUUCAUUGACUGUUGAAAAUCAUCGAUACGCAAAAAGGGCACACUAACAACGUUCGAAGCACGAUGAUCGUAUUAUCGUCCGUAAUAUAUAGUAACCAAGAAUCAAUUGGAGUAUAAUAUUUUACAAAAGACUGUACAGUACAUUUACUUCAUGCGAAUGUCAAGGGUAGCCAAAGUGUUGUGUUCAUUUUUUUUCAUGUGAUUAACUCAAUGAAUAGAUGCGUUGUGUUGGUCCUGUUAAUGUGAUAUUCAUGAACUUCUGAGUUCGAUAAACAUUUUAGUCAAACUAACUUUUCUUAACUACAUUUUUUGUUGAAAGUUCCUUUAUAAAUUCAUUUGCAUAUGUCAAGUGAAUAGGUAGACGACCGUUUUGAAUAAUUAGUGUGUGAAUGUACAAAAACUAUCAGUAGUUAAUGUUUUUGUCAUAAAAGCAAUAUAAACUAAAGCGAAAAGAUUAAUAAUCAAAAUUGUAGUCAAUAUGCAAAAUCUACUACCAAAUUUUACAAAACGCCAAUGGCUCACGUUAAUCAUUAUUGGGCUAGCUGAUUUUUGCAAUGCAAUUUGUGUUAGUCUACAGGCGCCAUUUUUCCCGCAAGAAGCAGAGAAAAAGGGAUGUUCAGCAACAGAGUAUGGGCUUGUAUUCGGUGUCUUUGAAUUAGUUGUAUUUAUAGUAUCACCGCUGUAUGGUCAAUAUUUAAACCAUAUAGGACCAAAAGUAUUAUUUAAUGGCGGUAUUUAUACUACUGGCAUUUCAGCCAUUUUCUUUGGCUUGCUUGAUCGCGUACAGGGACACGGUCUAUUUAUUACAUUAGCCUUUAUCAUUCGAAUCAUCGAAGCACUUGGAAAUGCAGCAUUUUUAACUGCAUCGUUUGCCAUUAUUGCAAAAGAAUUUCCCGAUAAUGUAAGCAUUACUUUCGCUUCAUUAGAGACAUUCUUCGGAUUGGGUUUGAUCGUUGGACCAAUGGUUGGCGGUAUCCUUUAUCAAUUUGGAGGUUACUUCUUGCCAUUUGCUACGCUUGGUAUGUUGCUGUUCAUGACGGCUGUGAUAACAAUGUGCGUACUACCGAGACACAAUGAACAGCUGCAACAAGGCCAUUCCAAUGCUUCAAUACUGACCUUAUUGAAGAUUCCUGGAAUGGUCAUUUGUGCGAUGUCCAUCAUGGCAACAAGUGCAUCAAUUGGAUUUCUCGGAGCAACUCUUGAGCCACAUCUACGACAAUUCGAUCUGAGCCCUGUUUUACUCGGUAUUGUUUUUAUUAUAAAUGGUGGAUUCUAUGCGGUAACGGCGCCAAUUUGGGGCUGGAUGGUUGAUAAAUUUCUACAUCCAAAACUCUCAGCUCUAAUAGGUGGCAUUUUAAUUGCCACAGCAUUUUGUUUAAUUGGACCUGUAUCGUUUUUACCGUUUUCAACUACACUCGGUAUGAUAAUCACUGGAUUGGUAAUGCAUGGUUUUGGUAUAGCUGCCAUUCUAGUGGCUAGCUUCGCAGAUGCACUUCGAACAGCAAUACACCAUGGUUUUUCUGACACAAUCGAAACGUACGGUUUAGUAUCUGGAUUAUGGACAUCAACGUUUGCAUUUGGUGCAUUUUUUGGGCCAUCCGUAAGUGGUUUACUGUACGAUUCAAUUGGUUUUCGCAAAGCGGUGUUGUUCAUCAUACUACUUCAUGCGAUCGUCGGUUUUAUCGUUUUGAUGACACUUUUAUUUGAAAGAAAACCACAACCGUACAAAGAACUCACCGAUACAGAACCACUCCUUCGAAACGAGAAAUUAAAAUUUGAACCAACAAAUUUGAACGGAAGCACAAUAUCUAUCGAUCAACAACACACAUGUCCGAUGACGAAUGUUAUGGUGUGCAGUGGCUUAAAUCACAAAAAUUGCCAAACAUGGUCGAGUCGUUACGAACAAGAAGGUCUACUAUCCCGAAACAGUUCAUAUUAUGGAAGCUGUUGUGAGGCACCACAAAGAUGUUCCAUUGGACGAGAAACAAUUGCCUAAAUAUUAAUAUUAUCCCAAAGACAAUAACAACAAAGUCUUGCCAAAACGUGUGAAAAAAUUAAACAAAUUGUCUAUUUUGUGUAUAAUAUACUAUUUUUUUACUGUGUGUCACUGACAUAGUGUCACAUAUUUUGUUUAAACUCAUUAGACCACAUCAAUCAAUGAACAUGACAUACAUUCUCGUAAUUCAGAAAAAUUAAUUUGAAACAACAAAAAAUGAACUUUAAUUUAUUCAA